Epinephelus moara (kelp grouper) is the source of this 3847-nucleotide messenger RNA. It is a transcript of the gene nxpe3, whose product is annotated as neurexophilin and PC-esterase domain family, member 3. The record is from RefSeq and is a predicted model, not a curated record. The transcript is spliced from 6 exons. NCBI's taxonomy places the organism in Eukaryota, Metazoa, Chordata, Actinopteri, Perciformes, Serranidae. Bases 325 to 2058 code for a protein of 577 amino acids.
UAACGAGGAAGACAAAUGAUUGAACAGGCCACCAGGAUACAGCUGAUUUCUGCAGGAGCAAGUGAUCAGGAAGCUGUAAAUAUUUGUGCUUCUGUCUGUAACUUGCCGUGCUUCCUCAAAUGUGCGAGUGUGUGUCUGACCUGCGGCUGUGGGGAGUGCAGUAUCGUAUUUUAGGUCGGGAACAUGGACUAAACCACCAAGCUGUGUGUAGAGGAGAGUUCAUUCGCCAGGAUCGGUUGCUGAUGACGAAAUGAUGCCAUCAUCGCAGAUGUGACAGAUUAGAGUGACACAGGGCCUGAUCAUGGGAGACAGAAGAAGGUCACCAUGUGCCGAAAUCUGUCCAAAUAUGCACUCAUCUUUCUCUUCCUAGCCCUGUCUGGCCUCAUCUUCCUGCUGCGCAACAUCCACACUGUGGAGAACUGGAACUGCCACACCGUCUCAGCCCUCUACCAGCUCCAGAGCAGGAUCCAGUCAUCCUUCGUCCCAGAGAAUCUCCCCACUUACCAUCACAACCGCACCUUCUGUGCCCAUCUGGGCCAGAAACCCUCCCCUGAAGAUGAGCUGGAAGAGCGCUACCUUUUGGACUCUAUUGCCUGGCCUGGGCCUCCGCCUCGCUCUGCGCCAACCUCCCUGCGCCAGACGAGCGACCCCAUCCACAGCCUGUUCGCCAUCCUUCCCACUAAGGGAGGAAGGGAGUGGCAUUUGGGCGACCAGCUGGAGGUACUCGUCCAAAUGCAUGACUUCCAGGGGCGCCCCAAACGCUACGGUGGGGAUUUCCUUUUGGCCAGACUGCACUCCCCGGAGGUUGGAGCAGGUGUAGCAGGUAAAGUGCUGGACCACAGGAAUGGAUUUUACUCCGCUAUGUUCCCGCUCCUCUGGGAGGGGACGGCACAUGUUGAGAUAACAUUGGUGCACUCGAGCGAGGCUGUUGCUGUGCUGCGACGGCUGAGGGAGGAACGGCCUGAUAGAGUGUUUUUUAAGAGCCUGUUUCGCCUGGGCUUCCUGUCUGAAACUACUGUGUGCAACAUGUGCCUCCCCCCUGACCAGCAGCCUCUGUGCAACUACACAGACCUUUACACAGGAGAGCCCUGGUACUGCUACAAGCCGAAGAUGCUCAGCUGUGACACCAGAAUCAACCACGCCAAAGGAGGCUAUCUGAAACACCUCAUCACCAACAAAGAAGCAUUGCUCUUCCAGAGUGGUGUAAACAUUAAAGUUCACAUACACGCUUCAGGACCCGACAGAAUCAUCGUGCUGCCUCCCAGGAAAGAUAAAGUAGAGGUAGAAAACAGCAGUAUAAAACCAGAACCUAUUAAGCUAGAACCAUCUGGAUAUUACUACGAGGACACAUGGAGGCCAUUAAAUGGCGUUACAAUGCGCCAGUUCAAUGAAUCAUCUGCCACCACUCAGUGUUUGAAGAACAAGGUGAUCAACAUGUAUGGAGACUCGACCGUCAGGCAGUGGUUUGAGUACCUCAUUGCUUUAGUACCAGGUUUAAAGGAGUUCAACCUGCACAGUCCUAAAAACGUCGGGCCUUUCAUGGCGGUGGACAGCACCCAUAAUAUUCUCUUGAAGUACCGCUGCCAUGGCCCACCCAUCCGCUUCUCCACUGUCAUGUCCAGAGAGCUGCGGUACAUUUCAAAUGAGCUGGACAACCUCUCUGGGGGUCCUAACACCGUCGUCGUCCUCAGCAUCUGGGCCCAUUUCAGCACCUUUCCUGUGGAGGUGUACAUACGGCGGCUCCGUCACAUUAGACGCUCGCUGGUGCAGCUUCUGGACCGAGCGCCUGGGACGAUCGUUGUGAUCCGCUCGGGCAACCUCCAAGCCCUGGACCAAGAGGUGAGCCUGUACAACAGCGACUGGUACUCCCUACAGCUCGAUAUGGUGCUGCGGUCCAUGUUUAAAGGACUGAACGUGCUGCUGGUGGACGCCUGGCAAAUGAGUUCAGCUCACCACCUUCCUCACGCCCUCCAUCCUCCUCAAGUCAUUGUCAAGAACAUGAUAGACAUGCUUUUGUCUUACGUUUGCCCAGAAAAGACAAAGAGCAAAGACAACUGAUGUAGAGGAACAGUGACGAUAAUGGAUCUUGUUGAAGGACACUGAGAUUAAUGUGUCAAUUCGCCAACCGGUUCUUCAGCUCACGACAGUAAGGCUUCUUUUUAGCGCUCUUCAAAGCUACACACCCUUUAAAUACUGAGAGACUUCUAAUGUAGGACUGAUCUCUGUUUACUUGCCUGUUAAAUUUAAUUAUCAAUCCAACAAAACUAAAUUUAUUCUGGAAAAAGUCAAAGACUUUGGCACGGUGUUACGCCCCACCCUUGGGCGGCCCUAUGGGCUGAACAAAGCUCCACCACUGACCCAAAAUACCCACAUCCUUUAAAUCAAAUCCAUGGGAGUUAUUAACAAAAAUCCUGCAAAGAGGACAGUAAAAUCCCAGGCUGAGAGGCAGCAGGACCAGCAGUCCUCAUGCCAGAGGCCUCUCUCCUCUGCUGCUGGCACAGAAGCUCUUAAGCACCUCCUCCCUAUGCCAGAUGCAGUGCACCUCAUUAGGCAAUGCAGCACACCUGGGCAGAUCUGCAAUAGAGGGAAAGGGGACAGCAGCACAGAACACACAUAGCCACAACACCCCCACCCUUAAAACAAUGAAUAAAUAGGUUGUCACACUGUCGCUCAGUCACACACAAGUACUGAGGCAGUUAAAGCUUAACACAGAACGACUGUAACAAACCAUAGUUCAGUGACAAAUACUAUUUAUUCAUUGAAAUUAAGUGUACUUAACAAUAAGGAAAUGAGUGCUCCUUACAGAGGCUUUAUGCUAAAGGUAAACACAGAUCAAAAGCACUCAGAAAAACACCUCGGUAACUCUGAGUAUGUAGAUUAAUCUAGUUUGCGCUCAAAUCUGAAACAAUGAUGCUCAGUUUCCCCAACACUACAUGCAAGCAUCUCUUCAAUACAAAGCAAAUGGUGUAAUUAAGUCACAACAGAUUGGGACUGCUGCUGACAGAAGGUGUCAACUUGGGUCAAAUUUGGAUCAAACAAGAUCUUAUUAUACAAAGGGCCAACUAAGUCAACCAGCCAAAUCAAUGGAUGACACCAUGUGGUCUCCAGCCACAUACACAAGUUACUGUAAUGGAUGUAGGAAACCAGCAACACAAAUGGACCUGAUGAAUUGGGAAGCCACACCCACCACUACAAGAUCUAAUGAUCUGUGGGGUGACUACAUCCCAAACUCAAAAAAGGUCACAACUAAUUUGCUACAACAAAUACCCAACAGCAGUAACACACAAGUGACCACACCAAAUAGUGGAAAAUCACAAAAUGGUCACGAUGUAGUUAACCACUACACAGAUGUUGCGAACUUACACCUAAAGCGGGAUUCAUACUUGUGCGUCAGCUCUGUGCAGAGCCUUAUGCCAUAGCCUACGCACGUGGCCUACACUGUUGUGAGCAUUUGUACUUGUACAGUGGUGUGUCUGUGUCACUCUGCAGUUACACCUCCAUAACACUAGUCAGCGGCAUAGCUUCUGUGAAGUGCUGUAGAGUUUAGUUGAUUCAAAACACACAUUAGAUAUGGCUUAAUAGCUACAGCUUCAAAAACAAGUACACAAAUCAGCUUCAAUAUAACCUGCAGCAUUCACAGACAAAACAUUUGUCUCUUGCUGGACACAUUUUCCCCACAAAUAUAACAUGCUAAUGUUUUUAGCACAAGCCUAUGGCAUUUUACAUUGUAUGAAUUAGCCUAGCGACAAGUGGAGAUUUCCUCUACUCACAUGAAGCCAGGAUAAUCAUACACAACUUAAAAUGCUAUUUUGUGGAGGCUUUACUGUCUUCACAAGUUAUUGUUUAU